UUCCAGAAGGCAAAACCCCCAAAUCCAUCCUCGCCUCUCCGCUGGACGAUCAAACGAACUCCCGAAAAUCCCACACAAAAGAAGCGAAAAUUAAAACGACAUGAACCCCCUCAAGAACUCGCGCUCCGCCCUCUCCCGUCUCCUCCGCCACAAGCCCGCCGCCGUCCGGCCGCAGCCCCCGCCCCCGCCCCCGCCGGUGGUGCGGGAAACGGCCGCUCGGCACUACCACGCCGCCCCGCGCCGCCCAGGGUUCAUUCAGUCCUUCAGCCGAGGGCCCCUCCGCCACGAGCCCGCCGCCCUCUUCCGGCCGCCGCCGGCGCAGGCGCAGGUGCCUCCUCCCCGGCACUACUUCACCUCCUCCCGCCGCCCGGAGGUCAUCCACUUCGCGCGCCGCCGCGGCGGGGCGCGGUGGUACCACGACAGGCGGAAGGUCGCCGCGGUGGUCCUCCUCGCCGGCGGCGGGACCAUCGUCGUCUACUUCGGCAACCUCGAGACCGUGCCCUACACCAACCGCACCCACUUCGUCCUCGUCUCGCCCCAGCUCGAGCGCCAGCUCGGCGAGUCCCAGUUCGCCGAUCUCAAGAAGGAGCUCGCCCCCAAGAUCCUGCCCCCGCUCCACCCCGACAGCGUCCGCGUCCGCCUCAUCGCCUCCGAGAUCGUCCGCGCGCUCCACCGCGGCCUCGCCGACCGCCGCAGUGACGACUUCGAUGACGCCUCCUACGGCGACAUCUCCACCGACAUCGCCGUCAAGGCCCGCGACUUGGAUGCCGAGGACGUGAUGCACCGGGUCUCGCCUGGCAAGACCGCGGGCACGGCCGCGAGGGCUCAGCGAGACGACGAGCUUCUCGAUGACAGGUGGGUCGCCGAGAGCCGUAGACGGGGGAAGGCACGCGGAGCGCAGCCACAGACGAAGCACCUCAAUGAGCUCAAUUGGGAGGUGAUCGUCGUCAGAGAUAAGCUCAUCAAUGCAAUGUGCUUGCCCGGUGGUAAAAUUGUAGUCUUCACUGGAUUGCUCGACCAUUUCAAGACGGAUGCUGAGAUUGCGACAGUGCUUUCGCAUGAGAUUGGGCACGCUAUCGCGAGGCACUUGCCAGAGAUGAUCACCAAGGGCAUGUGGUUUACUAUCCUGCAGCUUAUCGUCCUACAGUUUAUUUACAUGCCAGACUUAAUUAAUGCAAUGUCGACUUUACUCCUCAGACUGCCCUUCUCACGAAGGAUGGAGGUAGAGGCAGAUCACAUCGGGCUCAUGCUUCAAGCUUCUGCUGGUUUCGACCCACGCACAGCUCCCAAGGUCUACGAGAAGCUAGGACAAAUCGCGGGCAAUCAGUCAGUACUGAAAAGCUACCUCUCUACUCAUCCUUCGAGUAAGAAGCGGUCCGAGCUCUUGUCUCGAGCCAAGGUAAUGGAGGAGGCGAUGCAGCUAUACAGGGAAGCUUGCGCCGGCCACGGGACCGAAGGUUUCCUGUAGGUUGCAGCUUCGAACCCUCCUGCCUGCGGCUGCUUGGUAAGUCGUUUGGUGGCGCGGUGCCUGGCACGGGAACAUGCCCUUUGUUACCUGCACGGUGAAGGCCAGUGAGAAGAGUGUAUUCUGUGUUUGAAGAUGUUCGUUCUGUGCCUUGUUAUUGUCUGUUCGUGUGAAUCAGUCACAUUUUCGUAGCAGAAUGUGAUCGAGCUGCUUCAUUUGUGAUUAGGAGCGAAAAAGGAAUAGGAGAAGAGUUUCUGUUAA
This is a messenger RNA of Aegilops tauschii subsp. strangulata, 1726 nucleotides long. Its product is annotated as mitochondrial metalloendopeptidase OMA1. Gene Ontology annotation, cellular component: membrane. NCBI's taxonomy places the organism in Eukaryota, Viridiplantae, Streptophyta, Magnoliopsida, Poales, Poaceae. Gene Ontology annotation, molecular function: metalloendopeptidase activity. The record is from RefSeq and is a predicted model, not a curated record.